Trichogramma pretiosum is the source of this 9185-nucleotide messenger RNA. It is a transcript of the gene Cac, whose product is annotated as voltage-dependent calcium channel type A subunit alpha-1. The coding region runs from base 1 to 6150 and encodes 2049 amino acids. The transcript has 34 exons. The record is from RefSeq and is a predicted model, not a curated record. Lineage: Eukaryota; Metazoa; Arthropoda; Insecta; Hymenoptera; Trichogrammatidae. Gene Ontology annotation, cellular component: voltage-gated calcium channel complex; membrane. Gene Ontology annotation, molecular function: high voltage-gated calcium channel activity; calcium ion binding. Gene Ontology annotation, biological process: calcium ion import across plasma membrane; chemical synaptic transmission.
AUGCUGGGAAGCGUGGGUGGCCGUCACGUGUCGACGCGACGCCGCGGCAGCAGCCCGAUGGUGCGUAGCGGCAUCAUGGCUGGCGGGCCGAACAAUCAUCCGAACGGCAACGGCGACUCGGCGGCCCUGCCGGCCUCGGACGCGCCGCGCUACGCCAGACGCAGGACCGCCGUCACCACCAGCGAUCACAAGAGCUGCGCCGUCGUGCAGACCAGGCUCAAGCUCGGUGACAUCAUGUUGGCAGCGCAAGAGGCGGCACAAAGGGAACCUGGAUACACCAGUCAGUUCAGGAGAAGGCAAAGGGCGGCCGGUCUGAGCGGUCUCGGUGACUGGGCUGGCACCGGCGGGGAGGUACUAGGCGGCAUGGCACCAGGCCGGGAUCAGGGCGGGGCGGGCGACGGGGAGCGCAAGGGCCCGUCCUCCCUGUUCAUACUGAGCGAGGACAAUUGCAUUAGGCGGCACACACGAUUCAUCAUAGAAUGGCCGCCCUUCGAGUACGCGGUGCUGCUCACCAUCAUAGCCAACUGCGUCGUGCUGGCCCUCGAGGAACAUCUGCCCUGCCAGGACAAGACCACACUGGCCAAGAAGCUCGAGACCACGGAGAUCUACUUCCUCGGCAUCUUUUGCGUCGAGGCGAGCCUGAAGAUCCUGGCGCUCGGCUUCGUGCUGCAUCGGGGCUCGUAUCUCAGAAACAUCUGGAACAUCAUGGACUUCUUCGUAGUUGUCACUGGGUUCAUCACGGCAUUCCCGCAGGGCAUAAACCUGGACAUGGAUCUGCGAACGUUGCGCGCUAUACGCGUGCUUCGGCCGCUGAAACUUGUUUCCGGCAUUCCAAGUCUCCAGGUGGUACUCAAGUCCAUCAUCAAGGCGAUGGCACCACUCUUGCAGAUUGGCUUGCUCGUCUUGUUUGCCAUUGUGAUCUUUGCCAUCAUUGGGCUGGAGUUUUAUUCCGGUACCCUGCACAAAACGUGCUACAGCAUCGAGAAUUCCGAUCUGAUCGUGAAGGACGGUGAACAGCCGAACCCGUGCAACACAGACAUAGAAUCCGAGGCGCCGAUGGGCGCCCACGUGUGCAACGCCAACACGUCGAAGUGCUCCGAUCGCUGGGAGGGACCAAACAACGGCAUAACCAGUUUCGACAACAUCGGAUUCGCUAUGCUAACAGUCUUCCAGUGUAUCACCAUGGAGGGCUGGACUGCCAUAUUGUACUGGACAAAUGACGCACUCGGUAGUACGUUCAACUGGGUUUACUUUAUACCGCUGAUCGUCAUUGGAUCAUUCUUCAUGCUGAAUCUAGUUCUCGGUGUGUUGAGCGGAGAGUUUGCGAAAGAGAGAGAAAAGGUCGAAAACCGGCAGACCUUUCUGAAAAUGCGAAGACAUCAGCAGCUCGAGCGCGAGCUCAACGGUUACGUCGAAUGGAUCUGUAAAGCAGAGGAGGUCAUCUUGGCCGAAGAACGUACCACCGAGGAGGAAAAAAUGCACAUCAUGGAAGCGCGGAGGAGAGCCGCGGCCAAGAGAAAAAAGCUGAAAAACCUCGGGAAAAGCAAAAGCACCGACACCGAGGAGGAAGACAACGAGGACGAACCGGACGAUGGAUUCGGCAGAGCCUCUUAUCUCAAAUCCAAAGUGAAGAAUCAGGGCGCCUGCGCCGACUUCUGGCGAUCCGAGAAGAGGUUUCGCUUCUGGAUCAGGCACACGGUGAAGACACAGUGGUUUUACUGGUUCGUCAUAGUGCUCGUCUUCUUCAACACGGUGUGCGUAGCCGUCGAGCAUUACGGACAGCCCGACUGGCUCACGGAGUUUCUUUAUUACACCGAGUUCGUGUUCCUGGGCCUGUUCAUGUGCGAGAUGGUGAUCAAGAUGUACGCCCUGGGGCCUCGCAUCUACUUCGAGUCGAGCUUCAACCGGUUCGACUGCGUCGUCAUCUCGGGCUCGAUAUUCGAGGUGAUCUGGUCGGCGGUCAAGUCGGGCUCGUUCGGUCUGUCCGUGCUGCGCGCCCUGCGCCUGCUCAGGAUAUUCAAGGUCACCAAGUACUGGUCGAGCCUGAGGAAUCUCGUGAUCUCGCUGCUCAACUCGAUGCGCAGCAUCAUAUCUCUCCUCUUCCUGCUCUUCCUCUUCAUUCUCAUAUUCGCACUGCUUGGCAUGCAGCUCUUCGGCGGCCAGUUCAAUUUCGAGACCGGCACGCCGCCCACCAACUUCAACACCUUCCCCAUAGCACUCCUCACCGUCUUCCAAAUAUUGACCGGCGAAGAUUGGAACGAAGUCAUGUAUCAAGGCAUCCAAUCUCAAGGUGGUCACAAAAAGGGCAUGAUAUACUGUCUUUACUUCAUCGUCCUGGUGCUCUUCGGUAAUUACACGCUGCUGAAUGUAUUCUUGGCUAUCGCCGUCGAUAAUUUGGCGAACGCCCAAGAACUCACAGCGGCCGAAGAGGAGCAGGAGGAAGAAAGCAAGGAAAAACAACAGCUCGAGCUCGAGAAGGAGAUGGAGUCCCUCAAGCCGGAUUCCAACGGACCCAAGGUGGACCUCGGCGACGAGGGCGGGGACGCCAACUCCAAAUUCAACAAAAGUGGUAAAGGUGGUAAACCAGAGGCUGAGGAGAAAAAACAAGACGACGAAGAUGAUUCGGGACCAAAACCAAUGCUGCCAUACUCGUCUAUGUUUAUAUUAUCUCCUACUAAUCCAGUAAGAAGAGGCGCUCACUGGGUGGUGAAUCUGCGCUACUUCGACUUCUUCAUCAUGGUGGUGAUCUCGCUGUCGAGCAUAGCGCUCGCCGCGGAGGACCCGGUGAACGACUCCAAUCCGCGCAACACGAUACUCAACUACUUCGAUUACGCCUUCACGGGCGUCUUCACGAUCGAGAUGAUCCUCAAGAUCAUCGAUCUCGGCAUCAUACUGCACCCGGGCUCGUAUCUGCGCGAGUUCUGGAACUUCAUGGACGCCAUCGUGGUGGUGUGCGCGGCCGUGUCGUUCGCCUUCGACAUGACCGCCGCCGAGGGUGGCGGCUCCGCGAGCAAAAACCUGUCGACCAUCAAGUCGCUGCGAGUGUUGCGAGUGCUCCGACCGCUCAAGACGAUCAAGCGCGUGCCCAAGCUCAAGGCGGUCUUCGAUUGUGUUGUGAACAGUUUGAAAAACGUCAUUAACAUUCUCAUAGUGUACAUAUUGUUUCAAUUCAUCUUCGCCGUAAUAGCGGUGCAGCUGUUUAACGGCAAGUUUUUCUACUGCACCGACGAUAGCAAAUAUACGAAGGAGGACUGCCAGGGCUGGUUCUUCGUUUUCGAGGAGAACGAGCUGCAUCCCGAGGCGCGCGAAAGAAAAUGGGAGUCGCAGUCCUUUCAUUACGACAACGUCAUGGUGGCGAUGCUGACGCUGUUCGCCGUGCAGACGGGCGAGGGCUGGCCUCAGGUCCUGCAGAACUCCAUGGCGGCCACCUACGAGAACAAGGGCCCCAUACAGAACUUUCGCAUCGAAAUGUCCAUAUUCUACAUAGUCUACUUCAUCGUGUUUCCGUUCUUCUUCGUCAACAUCUUCGUGGCCUUGAUUAUCAUUACCUUCCAAGAGCAAGGCGAAGCCGAGCUUCAGGACGGGGAAAUCGAUAAGAAUCAGAAAUCAUGUAUAGACUUUACGAUACAGGCCAGACCACUCGAGAGGUAUAUGCCGAAGGAGCGAAACAGUAUGAAGUAUAAAAUUUGGAGGAUAGUCAUGUCGACGCCCUUCGAGUAUGGCAUUAUGAUGCUUAUCGUAUUUAAUACACUAUUACUCAUGAUGAAGUACCACCGGCAGAGCGACGGGUACAAGAACACAUUGAAGUACAUGAACAUGUGCUUCACGGGGAUGUUCACCGUCGAGUGCACUAUGAAGAUCGCCGCUUUCGGCGUCAGGAACUUCUUUAAGGACCCAUGGAAUACAUUCGACUUCAUCACGGUCAUCGGUAGUAUCGUGGACGCACUUGUCAUCGAAUUCGGGGAUACGAUAGCUCGAUUAUUUCAAACAGAGAAAGAUACCGCGCGACGGGAGAACUUCAUCAAUGUCGGCUUUCUCAGACUAUUCAGGGCUGCCAGGCUUAUCAAACUUUUGAGGCAGGGAUACACUAUACGUAUUCUCCUCUGGACUUUUGUACAAUCAUUCAAGGCUUUACCUUACGUCUGUUUACUCAUAGCGAUGCUCUUUUUCAUUUACGCGAUCAUCGGUAUGCAGGUGUUUGGUAACAUCGCCUUGGUGGAGAAAAACUCGAUCAACAAGCACAAUAAUUUUCAGAGUUUCAUUCAAGGUCUGAUGUUACUAUUUCGAUGCGCGACGGGCGAAGCUUGGCCGAACAUCAUGCUGGCUUGCAUAGCCGAUCAGCAGUGCGAUCCUCGUUCCAAGGAGGCAGGCGACAAGUGCGGCUCGAAUCUGGCCUACGCCUACUUCGUCAGCUUCAUCUUCUUCUGCUCAUUUCUCAUGCUGAAUCUGUUCGUCGCCGUCAUCAUGGACAAUUUCGAUUAUCUGACGCGCGACUCGUCGAUCCUCGGCGCCCAUCAUCUCGACGAGUUCGUCCGGAUAUGGGCGGAGUACGAUCCGAACGCGACCGGCAAGAUACACUACUCCGAGAUGUACGACAUGUUGAAGAACAUGGAGCCACCGCUAGGCUUUGGCAACAAGUGUCCGAAUAGGCUGGCGUACAAGAAAUUGAUAAGGAUGAACAUGCCGGUCGACGAGGACGGACGCGUCAAUUUCACGACUACGCUAUUUGCUCUGAUUCGAGAAAAUCUGAGCAUCAAGAUGCGAAGCGCUGAUGAAAUGGACCAGGCUGACGAAGAACUUCGAGGAACGAUUAAAAAUAUAUGGCCUCUGCAGGCUAAGAAAAUGUUAGAUCUUCUGGUGCCUAGAUCAGAAGAAAUUAAGAAAAAUAAGCUUACGGUUGGUAAGAUUUACGCAGGCCUGUUAAUUCUUGAGUGUUGGAGGACCACACGAUUUAGCCAGAAAGAAUCGACCCAGAACGAUAACGAACUUAUCGAUAACGAAAAUGCCGGGCAAAAAGCUGGAGCCCAGGCGCGCUCGACGUUCUUCGAGGCGCUGCUGGACGUCGCAGCCGUUAAUCACACGGGUAAUAAUCACCAUCCGGGCAGCCGCACCAAUAGCCUCGACCCGGCGGUACCGGGUCAGGAGCCCAGCAAGGACCACCAUCCGCAUCAUCCGCACCAUCCGCAUCAUGGGCACAGGGGCUCGCGCACCGAAGGCGACGACGACGGGGCGUUCGGGAUAUUCGCCGCCGCCGAGCAAAGACGCCAGCGAAGUCUCAAGAAUAAAAAGAUGGAUUUGCAAGAUGUGGGCAUCACUGACUCGCGAGCCGGCAGUCUCGAGAGUCUCACGCACGACGGCGAGAGGCUUCAUCCGCACCAUCAAACCCAUCCAACCAGACACUCCAGAUCGCCAAGUUUGAGAUCGCCGUCCCCGAGGCAACACAGGUAUGAUCAUCGAGGAAGUCAAUAUCACGACGGUUUCAGUGACACCGUCAACAACGUCGUUGAAAUGCAAAGGGAUGCUCGUUAUCCCCAUUCACAUUUCUUAUACAAAAGAAGAUACAAGGAUUAUUACGACCACUGCGACUAUUACGACGAUGGCCCUUGGAGCGCGUCAACGUCCCCGGCACGCUCGCCCAGUCCGGUGCAUCGUAUGGAUCACAUGGACAGCCACAGUCGACGGUACGGAACCACGUCGCUGGACCAACGCUCGCGAUCACCGUCCCCGAUGACGAGCGGCCGCGGCGGUGGCGGCAUCGGUCCCGGCGGACACCAUCACUAUCUUCAUCAGCCGCACCAACACAGCUAUCCGGUCCUGGUGACGCGCCGCAUAAGCCAAGGACGCAGGCUUCCGCCCACGCCCAGCAAACCGUCGACGCUGCUGCUCAAGACGCCGGCGAACAUCAAUUUUCCUAAGCUGAGCGCGUCCCCGACACACGGCCCUCUGGCGGUGCAGCAGGGCGUCGUCUUACCACCGACCAAUGGACAAAUCGGUCCACCAAUCUGUCCACUUAGUUUCGAGCAAGCUGUCGCUAUGGGUAGAGGAGGCCGUAUGCUACCCAGUCCUGUACCAAAUGGCUACAAGCCUCAGUCGAAAUCGCGAACGGCGCGCACCAGGCACUCCGACAGUGACGACGACGACUGGUGCUAGCCCCGGUUGCAGUCUGGACCACACUGCCAUCAGCGAACACCGGGCAACGUCGAGCCUUUCUCAUCAACAGUUUCGCUGUAAAUGACAGUAGUCCGCCCAACAAUUCAUUCGAGAAAAUAUAUAAUGUAAAUAACCAUGCGUGCGCAUCUUUUUACACAUACACACUAACACAUUUAAAAACGGGCGGUUUUCUUGUUGGUAAGAGUGACGAUACGGAGAAGCUUCCGAUAGAUUAUUAGUCACGUUUACCAAUACGUAAAAUUAUAAAUAACUGUAUAGGCUUUGAACUCAGAGGAACAAACUUGUGAAGCUGACAAUUUUCAUCCUGAUUUUGUCCUUCAGAAAUAUACAGACUAUAUUUAACGUAGUUGUACUACUCAAUAAGUAAUGUAAAACUGAUAAUAUAAGAUUUAUAACAACAGCCGGCUGAAUCUAUAUUUGACGCGUUUCGCUUGACAGCCUGCGCUUAUUAUCUUAGCAUAUAUGAGAAAAUAGUUUUUAAGGAAUAAACCUCCGACGAGUUCAUUUUUCUAUAUGCGAAUAAAAAAGGGACUAGAUUAAUGAAAAUACGAUCCUAUAGAACAUUUUAUUACGAGCACGACCGAUUGUACAUAUUACAAAACACUGAAAUGUUUUUUCUUUUUCGUUAUCGAUAUAAUUGAAGAGUAUAAAACGUGAAAUGUUGUUACUAUUAUCAUCGUGUGAAUUAAUAAUAUAUAAAUAUACCGAAUACACAUAUUAUGAUCACAUGAAAAGAUUAAUUAUUAGAACUCUUUCAUUGUAAAAAUUGUGACACUGAACAUAUAGUCAAGAGAUUUUUCGUAUUUUUUUCAAUCUCGCUAUAAAUAAUUAAGAACAUGAACGAAUACUUUUCACGUUACAAAAAAAAUCAUUAACAUGCCAUAUAUCUUAUGUAAUUUACAUAAGCAAAUUAAUAUGUAUAUCAUUAAACUCAAGCAAAGUAAAUAAUAACUCGUUAUUACGGUGUCAUCCACCUCUUUUUAUACGGAUUAUAAUAAAAAAAGGAAAUAUAAAUAUAAUAAACAUUAUAAAAAAUAUAUCCCUCUACAGAACUAAAAUGCCGAAGAAAGUAAAAAAAACGGAUAAAGGAAUGAGAAUAACUGAAUUUUAGCUUUUUAGAAGCCUAGUAUGAUUGCAUGAUUAGCGUUGCAUUUCUCGCGUUCCUUCCGAACUGCCAAAAUUUAUUAAACGUCAUUCAUAAAAUAUAGAAGACAGUCGAUUAAAAAUUUACCGUGAAUUUUGAAGUGCGUCAAAUGCGAACGAGUCCACUGCGUGUGUAGAGAUUUAAUAGGUAAUAAACACUAUUCGCAGCCUUUCUACGCGAAAAAAAACAUAUGAAUGAGAUUCACUCGAUUAAAAAAAUUUAUUAAGACCCACCUCUCGUGCAAACUUAUGAGCAUUCCAUUUAUCAUGUCACGAGAAAAGUCUGAUUUAUUGAUAAUAUUAGCUUACCGUAAUAUUAUCUUAUUGUAGAUAAUAUUAGAAAUUAUCUGAAUCGUAAAGUAAAAUAAUUUAUUCUAUCACGUAAUUAAAAAAAUAUAUAAAAAUAAAUACGAGGAGUUGCUUACAAAUACGUAAAUCUGAUUAUCAUUAAAAAUAUAGGAAAAUGAAUUGCCUUUCGUCCGUUUUUAUGUUGAUGACGAUCAGUUUUCAGUGUAAAAAACACUUAUGAAAAAAAGAUAAUAUUGAUAAUUGCACAUCUUAUCCCAGGUGGACAAGUACAACGCAAUAUUUUACAUUAUAAAUUAAUGAAAACAAUUUUUUGCGCUAUUUGUUAACAUUUAUCAAUAAAAAGAAAUUUAUUCUUGUGUGUUAAAGAUAAUGUUUCAUGUGGUAUAGAAUAUUUAUAAUAAAAUGUUUGGGUGGAAUUUCCCCAUUAUUUACUACAAAAAAAUUUUAUUUAAAAGAUUGUUUUGAAAAAAUAUUUAAAAAAAUUAUUAAACAUUUAAUGAAUAUUUAUGAAUGAUAUAUUUGCUUUGGUUACUAUUUUAUUUUCAUUUUUUAUUUUAAUUUUCUCGAAUCGAAAACUGCCAAUAAGUGUGAAAUCAAUUACUAAUAAAAAUUAUAUAUUAAGUGCAUCAAAUUUUAAACAUGAAUAACGUCAAAAUGCUCAGAAAUAUAUUUAACAUAACAACUUUUUUGGACUAUUUUAAGUUAAAUUAAAAUUAAAAACGACUACCUUUUACUUAAAUCGUUAUAAACUCAAACUCUAUAAGCCAUUUCUAGUUUGUUAUUGAAUAAAAUAUUCAUAAAUAGUAAAAAAAAAUCAAUGCGAAACUGUUUUUAUACUAUUAGAACUCAUUGAAAAUUCACUAACCAAUUAAGCAAUUAAUAAAUUGUAAAAGAGACUCGUAAAAUGUUCGUGUCACAGUGUGAAAAUAUACCGCUCUAGGAUUCAAAUCUUUUAAAUUACAUCAUUAAUGUAAUAUUUCUGUGAUAAAUAUCAUAAUUUAAAUUACAAAAAAAUGAAGAAAAUUGAAUGUUGGAGCAGUGGACUUGAUCAUGUUCACGCUGAAUUAUUUAUAUAGUACAUUGUAACCUACAUCAUCUAUAUUAAAUAGUUAUCGAAUAAAUAGAAUUUAUAAAUUAAACAAAGAAAUAUAUUUAAAUUUUAUUGUGAGUAAUUGAAUGUUAUUACUACGUGAAAAAUUGUAUUUGUUAUCUCAUAAUGACUUAUUGUUAGGAUCACCGUGUAUUCAAGUGAAUGAGAAUAUUAAAUUACAUCUAUUAUUAUUAGAGUCUAAAUGUAGGAAUACUUCUUAGCAUCCUCUCAAUUUUCUAGCCAAUUUUCAUUUCAAGUUAUACGUUAACAUAAGCUUGAUAAAAAAACAACAUAAUAAUAAGUUAAAUUAAACGAUUAAAUAAUAACGGCAUGAAACACGACCAAAUUUUCUGAUAGUGAUGUCGUAAGAGAAAUAAAUGUCUAAUAUGAUAUAGUUUCAUUAAAAAUUAAGAUCAUAGUAAAAAAAAAUCGUUUUGAUUAUUAAUUAAAAAAUCAGUUGAAAUAACUUAAU